CCUGUCUCAAAUUAUUCUCUUUCAUUGUAGGUCGGAUUUUUAGUCAUUUUUUAUUUUGUUAUUCCACUCAUUGAAUUUAGUUGUUAAGUAGCAGGACUGGAACUACAAUAGAGUAAUGGCGUCUUCAGAUGAUGAGGCUGAGACCUUACCAGUACCACCUGUCUCAAAUUAUCACUUUGUGGAUCACAAGGAAGAACCUAUUUCAUUCUCUAUUUUGCCGAUUAAAUGGGAUGAAGGGGAGAGAUUGGAGGGCAGUCAAGAACCUGUUUUCCUCCAUGGUACAGUUGAUAAUGGACUUCAAAAGGUUUAUAAACAGGUUACCGCAUGGAGAUUUAAUAUUUCUGGUUCAAAGCCAGAGAUAUCGGUGCUUUCCAAAGAGAAUGUGUGGAUUACACUUCAGAAGCCUAGAAAGAGCUUUGAGGAUACCAUUAGAACCAUCUUGAUCACAGUGCACUGCCUUCAUGCUUUGAAGAGGAAUCCAGAUACAUCUAGCAAAUCUUUGUGGGAUCUAUUAGCUAAAACCUUUAGCUUGUAUGAAGUGAGGCCUUCCCAGAAUGAUUUGGUGGAUCACAUGUCAUUAAUCGGAGAAGCAGUUAAAAGGGAUGAUAUAUUGGCCAAGUCCCAGUUCUUACUUGCAUUCCUUGAAGAGAAGCCUGUUAAGAGAAUGUCAUGUCAUGAGUUGUUCUUUCAGGAUGCUCAACGUAAUAUGCAGCCAAGUUUUAUAGUUGAUGAUUCAGAUGAUGAAGACAUGGUUGAUGAUGCUGUUGAAGAGGAAAGUGAUGAUGCUGUUGAAGAGGAAAGUGAUGAUGAUGUCUUUGAUUCUGUCUGUGCAUUUUGUGAUAAUGGUGGCAACAUUAUAUGCUGUGAUGGGAGGUGCAUGAGGUCCUUUCAUGCAACUGAAGAGGAUGGUGAUUGUUUCUCGCUCGGUCUCUCUAAAGAAGAAGUAGAUGCAAUUGAAACCUUUAUUUGCAAGAAUUGCGAGUACAAACAGCACCAGUGCUAUGCUUGCGGGAAUUUAGGUUCAUCUGAUCAGUCUUCUGGUGCUGAGGUCUUCCAAUGCGUAAAUGCAACUUGUGGUUAUUUUUAUCAUCCUAAAUGUAUUUCAAGAUUGCUUCAUCCGGAGAAUAAAGUUGCCGCUGGAGACCUUGAGAAGAAGAUUGCAUCUGGAGAAUCUUUCUCAUGCCCUGUGCAUAAGUGCUCUGUUUGUGCGCUCGGCGAAAAUAAGAAAAUAUGGGAACUACAGUUUGCUGUUUGUCGACGGUGUCCAAAAUCAUACCACAGGAAAUGCUUACCAAGGAAAAUCACUUUUGAAGGUUCUGAGGAUGGUGAAACCCCGACCAGGGCAUGGGAAAAGCUAUUACCUAAUCGCAUUUUGAUAUAUUGCUUGGACCAUGAGAUUGAUGAAGAAAUUGAGACUCCUGCUAGAGACCAUAUAAAAUUUCCUGGUCUUGAAGAGAGUAGGCUUCCCAUUCAGAAAAGGAAACUUCCUAUCAGUGAUACAAGACGAGGGAAGACGAUAGUUUUUCGUGGGAGUAGGGAGAAUGUUGUAUCAAAGAAGGGAUCUAUGCCAGAUGACCUUCAGGGAAAAUCUGCUGCAAAAGUAUCCAAAUCAUUUGAGAGGUCCUCAUCUGAUGGGAAGCUUCUUGGUAAAGUGACUGCGAAAUCAUUGUGGAGUUCUGAGUCUAAAAAUGUGAAAUUGGGUAACAUUUCAAGAAACUCUUUGAAUCAAAAAGGAGAAUCUGUCCUCAUGGACAUUGAUAAGACGAUCAAAGUGAAAAAAUCCUCCUUAGUUGGCAAGUCUGCCAUACCAACCAAGAGAUUUGAUCCAAGUAAGAUUUACAAGGAGGAUAGAAGUGGGAUGCUCCUAUUAGAUGCCAAUUCGGAGAGGAGGUUAAUGGACAUGAUGAAAAUUGUUGCAUCGUCAAUUACUUUGGAAGACGUAAUUAAGAAGCACAAAGUCCCAUCUACUCAUGCAUAUUCUUUAAAACAUGUAGUGGACAAGACAAUUAAGAUGGGGAAGUUGGAAGGGUCAGUUGUGGUUGUUCGAGCUGCUCUGCGCAAGCUUGAGGAAGGAUGUUGCAUUGAGGAUGCAGAAGCUGUUUGUGAGCCUGAAGUUCUUAACCACAUAUUUAAGUGGAAGAUUGUUGAUAGGCUUCAUUGGUACAUAGAGAAAGGCAAUACAGAUUGAAAGAUUUUAGAAUAAAAAAUAGAAGCCAUGUUAGAUAUUCUCUUCGAAUUGUGCUCAGGGCAGCAAGUUAAUUGGGAGAAGUAAGCAUUAUAUGGAGGCAAUAUUGAUGAGGCUACAUUGAUCUCUACUUCUUCAAGGCUGAAUUGGGAGGCUGGUAAUUGCCUUUAUAUAUCUUGGCUUACCUCAUGGUGGUUAUUCUAAACAGCAGUCUUUUUGGCAGCCUGUUAUAGAUAAAGUCCAUUUGAAACUCGAUAAAUGGAAAAGGGUAUAACUUGUCCAGAGGGGCCGUUUAACUUUUUUUUUUUUUAAGAUAAGAAACAUUUCAUUGAUAAAUAAAAUCUGUACAACAUUUUCUACUCUGGGUAAAAUGGUUUCUUGUUAGAAAAAUCCUACUUGUUUGAAACCUUAAAAAGUGUCAUCUCUCCAUUGGGUACAUCCAAAUAUAAUGGUACAAAUAUGUGCUAUAAAAAGUUUCUUUAUCCUAUGACCAUUUUUUUCUUUAAAGAUAUGUAAGAAGUGACACUGAACUGUGUCCUUUGUAGCUAUGAUGCCCAAACAAUAAUCAGCUCGUUUGUAUUUAUAUUCAUCGUUAUAGACCUCUUGAAUUGUC
Messenger RNA from Cucumis sativus (cucumber), 2798 nucleotides. RefSeq names its product protein ENHANCED DOWNY MILDEW 2-like. The transcript has 13 exons. Lineage: Eukaryota; Viridiplantae; Streptophyta; Magnoliopsida; Cucurbitales; Cucurbitaceae. The record is from RefSeq and is a predicted model, not a curated record. The coding region runs from base 116 to 2188 and encodes 690 amino acids.